Messenger RNA from Penicillium manginii, 636 nucleotides. RefSeq lists its product as uncharacterized. The transcript has 3 exons. NCBI's taxonomy places the organism in Eukaryota, Fungi, Ascomycota, Eurotiomycetes, Eurotiales, Aspergillaceae. The record is from RefSeq and is a predicted model, not a curated record. Bases 1 to 636 code for a protein of 211 amino acids.
AUGGCAACUACCAUUUCCUACGGCGAAAAAAACUUUGGAUUACAGGCAGGGGUGAUAAACGGCAACAUCGGAAAUGUCACAAUUUUACAAUCCGAAACACUGGAUCAAGCAUGCCUUCGCGACUUGCGUGUGACCGACCCUGUCGAUGAUAAAGAACGGAUCAAGAAUACCAAGGGUGGGCUACUAAAAGACUCAUAUCGCUGGAUUCUAGACAAUAAAGAAUUCAAACAAUGGCAAGACAGCGAGCGAAAUCGCCUUCUCUGGAUCAGGGGUGAUCCUGGUAAAGGCAAGACGAUGCUCCUAUGUGGUGUCAUUGAGGAGUUGACAAGGUUGUAUAGGGAUAAUGCGAGCAUCUCAUUCUUUUUCUGUCAGGCUACCGACAUGCGGAUCAACAGCGCUACGUCUGUCCUGAGGGGGUUGAUAUAUUUACUUGUCAAGAAUCAUCCAUCUCUUCUCCACCACGUGCGAGCUCGGUACGACUCUGCAGGAAAGACUCUCGAUUUGGUUGAGUAUUACUUCGUCGGCAUGGCGUCGCCCUUAGAGAUCCUUGGGGUGUCGCCAGCACGGAUAGUAGAGAUUCGCUCGGUUGAAACCGUGGCGAGAGAGGACCUGAUUGUCGAUGCCAACACAUAUUGA